Molecule: messenger RNA, 241 nt
Organism: Trichomonas vaginalis G3
Lineage: Eukaryota; Parabasalia; Trichomonadida; Trichomonadidae
Exons: 1
Source: RefSeq, a predicted model, not a curated record
AUGAAGCAAGUUAAAUUCGUCCCACACCAAUCUCAAUGGACCGAUGAAGAGUUUCAAGCCAUGGUUGAAGGCGUUGAGAACGACAUAGACGGCGAACUUGAAGGAGCUCAAAUCACAAUUGCAACCAAAAUUGCAGAGGUCAAGGAACAGAUAGCUCCACUUAAAGCUACCAAAGCUACUCUUGACCUCAUGGAUAGUUACCGUUUAGAUGUCAAGAGUGGAAUAAGACAAUUAAAAUUAA